This is a messenger RNA of Hypanus sabinus (Atlantic stingray), 3985 nucleotides long. RefSeq names its product family with sequence similarity 13 member A (gene fam13a). Lineage: Eukaryota; Metazoa; Chordata; Chondrichthyes; Myliobatiformes; Dasyatidae. The coding region runs from base 260 to 3415 and encodes 1051 amino acids. The transcript has 24 exons. The record is from RefSeq and is a predicted model, not a curated record. Gene Ontology annotation, biological process: signal transduction.
AGCAGCAGAAAGCUCAGCUCCUAGUGUGUAUGUGUGUCUGGAUACGGGCUGCUGCUGCUGUUAAAAGAAGGAUUUUCCGUGUUUAAGAAGUUAAACAAGUACUGUAACUCAGAAGUGCAUUAUCGUUUUGUAUGAAGGACAACCAUCGCUGCAGUUUGACUGAAGCUGAUCUCCAUCUUCCUUGCCUUCUUCCAGCCCGCUGCAUGGAUUUUUCCCAUUUCUAGUUGAUCGAGUUCUCUUUGGAUGAAUUUCCUGGAAAAUGGGAGCAGGAGCAAUCACUGUCUGUCAGAACAAGACAGCUGUCAAGUUGAAGGAGGACGUGAAGAGGAUCAUGGCUCAGCCACUCGGUGGGCAGAGGACCUGCAGUGCUGGCAAGGUGUUCGGUGUUUCGCUCUACGACCUGCAGCAAAAAGGGCAGACGGUUGACAGCAUUCCUCUUGCUGUGCAACAUAUGGUAGAAUACUUGCGACAAUAUGGGCUGGAACAAGAAGGUCUUUUCCGAGUGAACGGAAACGUGAAGGUGGUGGACCGUCUGCGGCAGAGUUAUGACAGCGGUGGUGUGCCCGAUCUCGUCCAGGAAGCAGACGUCUGCUCCGUUGCAAGCCUCCUCAAGCUGUUCCUAAGGGAGCUCCCUGACGCAGUGAUUGUCUCCAGGUUGCACUCCCAGUUCAUGCGGCUGUAUCAGGACCACAGUGGAAAUCAGGAAGAAUUACGAGGGCUUCUAAAGCAGCUCCCGGAAGUUAAUUACUGUCUGCUGAAGUUUCUGUGCCACUUUCUGACUCUGGUUGCUGCAGAGCACAGGACCAAUCGAAUGACUAUUUACAACCUUGCCACCGUCUUUGGUCCUAAUAUAUUUCAUGUUUCCCCUGGUUUUGAAGGAAUACAGGAGCAAAACAUCUCCAACAAGCUGAUGGCUUCACUGCUCGAGAACUACGACAUCUUCUUUGAAAACACAGACAAGGUGGACGUCCCACCUGGCACUGGCAAGCAAACGAGAAUAAUAACUGUGCAGGAAGCCAGCAGUGACGUGUCCUUCCCAACCAGUGUUUGUUCUGUGCCAUCAGCUGUCUCAACCACUGAAGCAACAAGACCGUUGCCAAAGAGAAAAAAGAACAAAAAGACAAGGCCCAAAGUCAUUCCAGGAACUUUCCUUGUGCCUCAACCAGAACAAUCAAGUGGAACUCCAGAAAAAACACGGAUGCUGCCUGUCAGGCGUGCCAGCCAAGAAGAGAUGGAGUCAUCCGAGGAGCUUGCCUCCAGUAUAAAAGACAUGGAGAUAACCAGCUCUCAAGACGAUGAUAGACCAAUGUCCCCUUUCUAUUUAAGCACCCAUGUGUCACCAAUCAACAACAAUUCAUCAGCCGGGGACUUUAUAGAGAGGACCAUCCGGUCAGCAGUGGAACAACACCUCUUUGACAGUCAUGGCAGUGGAGGUCAAAGCUCGGAGGAAUCAGAAUCAGGGACAUCGUUAUUGAGUGCAGUGGGCUGCGCGAGACAGAGGAGGAGACAUCUGAAGGAACAGGAUGAACCCUGGAGAACCAGAGAAACGGAUGACAUCAACAAAGAGAAUAUUCCCUCAGCAUUCAGCGGUAAUGAGGAGAACCGAUCGGGGCUCGGGGAACCUCCGCAGCAAGGCGAUAAAAAGCUAAAGGAAACUAACGGCAGCUACAUCGAUGAAGGCAUGAAGCCAAAGAGGCAGAAGUCAAGUUGCAAACUUUCUGAGCUCAACAAAAAUCAGGAUUCUCCAAUGCCCAUGGAAAGCAGCAGUGUCUCAUCAAGCUGGACUUCAGACCCAGGACAUAGGGGCAGCUUGAGUUUCCAGACUCACUCAGAUGAUGUGACUGAACAUGAGCAAAAGGAGAGUGCUUUCUGUGAUGGGGAUUCAUACGACCACAUUAAGUUGACUUUGAACACAACCAUGAAGAUUCAGGAACCUCCGAGCCAAAGCGACGUGGCCAGAACAGCGAGGACUCCUGAACCAGCCACAGCGGAAGGCAACAGCACACUGGAGAUCCCUCGUCUGGACCUGACUGGGUUGUCAGAGGACAAGGAGCUGGGAGAAGCUGGGCCAGCCCGCCAGAUGUGGAAGAGCCCUGAUGCAGAAUCCGAGGAAGCGCGCCUGUCGCCGCAGGCCGGCCGAUUAAUCCGCCAGCUCCUGGAGGAGGACUCCGACCCCAUGUUGUCUCCUCGUUUCUAUGCCUACAGUCAGAGCCAGCAGUUCCUCAGUGACACGGAAGUGCCCCCUUCGCCCCCUAAUUCACAUUCCUUCAUGAGGCCUCGGAGCUCAUCCCUUGGUUCCUAUGACGAUGAGAGGGAAGAACUGACCCCAGCACAGAUGACCCGAAGAAUCCAGAACUUGAAGAAGAAAAUUAGGAGAUUUGAACAGAAAUUCGAGGAAGAGAGGAGAUAUCGUCCUUCACACAGUGACAAAGCCACAAAUCCGGAAGUGCUGAAAUGGAUGAAUGAACUCGCCAAACUUCGCAAACAACUGAAAGACACAAAGCUGAAGGUAUCUGAAGAAGACAUCAUCCCCCAGGUGAGGCAGCGCAGCAACACCCUGCCCAAGAGCUUUGGGUCGCAGCUAGAGAGGGGCCCCGAAAAGGAGCCCGAGAAGAAGCAGGAAGUGGCAGAGAAAGUGCAGAAGCCCUCAGUAGAGACGACACUUGACACCAUCCUGAAGAAAUUGCAGGAGAAGCGUGCUGAGGUGAAUCGCCCUGAAGAUAUAAAGGACAUGACCCGAGAUGAGAUAGCUAAUGAGAAGGUUGCCCUCCAGAAGGGGCUUCUGUACUACGAGAGCAUCCAUGGGAGGCCGGUCACAAAGGCAGAGAGACAGAUAAUGAUGCCUCUUUAUGAUCGCUACCGUCUGGUGAAGCAGAUUUUGUCCCGGGCAAACACCAUCCCUGUCAUUGGUUCCCCUUCGAGCAAGCGGCGAAGCCCUUUACUGAAACCAAUAAUCGAGGGCGAAACAGCUUCCUUCUUCGAGGACUUAAAGGAAGAGGAAGAUGGCACCGAAGAUGACGGUAAUCCCAAAAUGGACUUUGCAGUGACAGCAAAACCGGGUUUCACCAUCCGCAGCUUCCUGGAUCAGCUGGACGACAGCAUGGAUGGGUUCACACCCCCGGUAAACGAAAGGACACCAGCCCGAUGCAGCCUCGACCUACGGCUCUCCAACCUGCACUCGGCCUCCAUGCCUGAACUCUUGGAACAGUUGCAAGAAGCAAGAGCUGACAAAAAGCGACUUCGCAAAACCCUGAGGGAUUUUGAAGACACUUUUUUCCAGGAAAAUGGAAGAAAUGUGCAGAAGGAAGAUCGAGCACCCAUGGCUGAGGAAUAUAGUGAAUACAAGCAUGUCAAGGCCAAACUGAAACUCCUGGAAGUGCUCAUAAGCAAGCAAGAUUCGUCAAAGGUCAUAUGAGUAUGCAGGGACACUAUGGUAACUCUUCAUUGCCUCUGUCCUUUAGCAAAAGGUCCUACUAUGAUGACGAGGAGAUGUGCUGGCUUCUCUCCGGUGAAAGGUGUCCAGCAGCAGUGAGACUGUAACCAAGAGGAACUGCCAUACACCACCACCUGUGCUUCUAAGGAAGGGUUAAUCUGAAGGGAUUCAUCUCAUCCUUCCUAGAGAGUGGAUAAAAAAAAAAUCCCUCAAUCUUUGAUUACCCUCUGCAUUGCAAACCUCCGAUCACAGAAUGAGGUCUGACCUACAGUUGAUUACAUUAGACAAUGCCAGUGCUUUGAGGCCAAGUGUAUGACCACAUGGAUUGUGGCAUGGAUAACAAAUAACACAAGAACCGGGGCUGGUUCUCAAUAUCUUUAAAAGUAUGAAAGAAUUCCUACAGGAAAUGGACAGUUCUCAAAUGAUAUUAUUGAAUUAAGUUUAUAGGCAGCAUUUAUCAACUCUCCAUUAAAAGGUUUUUUUUUGCUUUGUGGGAUGUUUUAAUAACACCAAAAAGACAAUCAAUUGAAUGAAUACUGGAUUGAAUCCCGA